AUGCCGUCUGACAAGAUGAAGGAGGGCUACUUGCAGGAGCUCGAGGAAGGCAAGCAAGUGGUGGAGAAUGCUCGGACAGGGCUUGAGAAAUGGUAUGCCCGUAAGCUUGAGGAUUCCGACAUUGUUGGCGAGGAGCGAGGCAUCUACGAAGAGGUUAUGCGAGCUGUGGAGCAUUCCUUUACAAUCCUGUCUGGCAAGCUGAAGGCUGUAAAGACGGCCACGGCAGUGAACAAAGAGUUUCAGGGCCGUGGAAUGGAGCUUUCAGGAGCUGCAGGGGAGUUGAUUGCGACUUCGGGAAAGUGGACAAGUAACAUCCAACGAGAUAUGCUUCGACGGUGCAAAGCUUCCAAAGUCCCGGUUACAACAUUGAAUGUCCCCGUGAUCCUUAAGGGUGUGGUGAAGAAGAGGGCGCUUCCUCUGGCUCUACCACACGAAGUGCUGCCCUGGCUGGUGCAAAGGGGUAUUUUCCCAGUGGAUGAUUCUGCUGAGAUUGUGCGCUUCUGGACCCAUGCUCGAAGCACGGGGAUGGCCACUGGGGGUGCCACUGAUUUUCACAUUCCUUUGUGGAUUUGGGGGGACGAUGCCAAGUUCACAGAGACCCACCAAGAUAAGUUAGUGGUGGUGGCCUUUGGAAGGCUGCUUGAGACCUCGAAGAACGCCCUCAAGACUGUCUGGCCUUUGUUCACCUAUCAACAGGCCAAUGUGUGGGGUGAUGGCUCCGACGAGAAGCAGCUUAAGGCUGCCUUUGAUGAGUUUGAUUCCUGGGCCAAGGCCAACCGAAUCCCGUGGCACCUGGCCAGCUGGUUCAAUACGACGGAGCGCGCCACCCGCUACCUGUCGGUUGAAGAGGAUUCCUCUUUGGAUGCCUACCUGCAGCUUGCAAAGUGUGCCGUGGAGAAGAAGGUUUGCUUGUUUCCGAUCAAGCCAAAGUUCCAUGGCUGGCAGGAAAUGGCCUACUGGGCCGUGAAGCACCGUAUCAAUCCAAGAACCUACCACUGCUUCAAGCAAGAGGACAUGGUAGGGUCUAUGGUGAGAAUCGCGGAGUCAUGCCACAAGCGAUCCGUUGAGGAGACUGCUUUGGCUCGGGUCUAUCUCCAGCUCGUCUACUCGCACAGCAGCCCUUGA
Symbiodinium necroappetens is the source of this 1125-nucleotide messenger RNA. The record is from the annotation of a GenBank genome assembly. NCBI's taxonomy places the organism in Eukaryota, Dinophyceae, Suessiales, Symbiodiniaceae.